UUGGGUGUUCCCAAUUUGUAACAUUAAAACAUUAAACGUUCUUAGAGCGGAGAAACCCAGCCAUCUAUUGGUUUGGCAACUCCAUGUUUUGUUGUAAUUGGAUGACUGAACUAGAGAGACAUUUUACCCGCCUCGUUUCUUAAGCUAUAUAAGCUUUGUGCAACGCAUGUGUGUGGCAGAAAACAAUCAUAGCUUAACCUACCUAUCGCUACAGACUGAUUACUUUUGUACAAAGUCAAAACUUUAGACCACAAUCAAAGUAACCAAUGGAUCUGUCCGCGGGAAUACAGAAAAUGUCAGUGGGACAGUCUACAGUUGGUGGGGCCAUGAUGUGCCUGACGUGUAAAGGGGUCUGUCCUGGAUUUCAACCGCAUUCCUGGAGGAAAGCCUGCAUAGUAUGCCACUGCAGCCAAGAAGAACAUGCCCCUAACUCUGACUUGGAGGAUGACAGGAAGAUGGGUGGCUUGCUGGCAGACUCUCAAUACAGUCACCUCACAGCCAAGGUCAAGGGUGGCGAUGGUUUGCGUGUGUAUAAGCGCAACCGCAUGAUCAUCACCAACCCAGUGGUGUCACGCAAAGACCCCACCUUCAACACGAUCACCUAUGAUUGGGCCCCUCCAGGCCUCACACAGAAACUGGCCAUGCAGUACAUGGAGCUGCUCCCUGAGGACAGGCGUCCAGUGGCUGGCACAGAGGGAGCCAUGCAUCGCCGCAGGCAGUUGGUGAGGCAACUCCCUCUCCAUGAUCAUGAUCCUGUGCACUGCCACAGCCUAUCUGAUGCAGAGCUGCAGGCCAUGGUCACCUUUGUGAAGAACUUUAAGGAGCAGGUGUUGGGUGUGGGGGAGGUAGCUCUGCCUGGGGAGAGGGAGAAGGCUCAGGAGAAGGCUCAGGAGAAGGCUCAGGAGAAGGCUCAGUCUCCUGCAGAUCCAGCUCACACCAUACAGCCCAUCACCAACGGCACCUCAGACAAGAGUGAGAAGAAAAGGGAAUAUAGGUGCAGUGGCUGUGGGGAGCUGGCAGCAGAGGACAGUCCGGUCGUGUAUGCUGAGAGGGCUGGCUACCAGAAGCUGUGGCACCCCACCUGCUUUGUGUGUGCAGAGUGUGGGGAGGGGCUGGUGGAUCUGGUCUACUUCUGGAGGAGUGGAAGACUGCUGUGUGGACGCCACUAUGGCCAGAGUGAGCGACCCCGUUGUCCUGGUUGUGAUGAGCUGAUUUUCUCUGAGUUGUAUCAUAAAGGAGAAGAUGGCCAGUUAUGGCAUAAAGAGCAUUACUGUUGCUGGGAAUGUGGUCAGAGUCUCAACACUCCAUGUGCUUGUGCCAACAGAAAACUUCGACCUGUCUGAACGGCUGCUCAAACAAACGUAGAUGUGUCCAUCUGAAAAAGCCUAUCAACUCAGACAUUUUUGGAACAACUCCUGUUAAUCAACAAUUAUCCAUUCACAUAUCCAUCCCAUAUCCCAUAUUCCAAAUCCAAUUCAUGACUCUGUUUAAUGCAUUGAAUGCAAAACAGCCUCUUACAAACGCCUCUUAAAUUCUUUCAAAUAAACCCAUCCUAGCCACAGAAAACUUCUAGCCUAUAGCCAAUACAAUAGUUCAUUUGAGCACCUUAUGGAUCUAGCUAUAGGAUCUGUUCAUUUCAUUUUAAUGUUUAAUUUUGCUUACUAUUAUACUGCUAAAAUAGUAGUUAAAUGCAGUCAAAGAACCUUUUUGACGAUCUAAAACAGACACAGUUUGAUGCGCAUGGUUUAAGCGCAUUUAGGGCGUGUCCAGUCUACAGCGGAAUACUGUAAGUGAUCAGACACCAGGUGCAUAGUUCAAAAGGAUUGUUCUUCAAUUUUUCUUAAUUAAUCAUUGGUGUGUUUUGUGUGUAACACCCAUUAAACCAAUAAGAGUGACCUCUGCCAUUACCUUUAAGUACAAAGAGCUCCAAAUCAAAUGGCACAUUGGUAUUUAGGUGACGAGUGAACACAUCUCUGCAGAAGGAAUCUGCUCCUUGCUCACGUGACCGUGUAUGGAACAGCAGGAUUCCACUAAAGCUUGCUUUGCUAAAGCAGAGUACAGUAGACACACGUCCACACCUCCUAUUUGAACUCGUAGGCAACAGCAAAACAAAGUCGUACUCUUAGUUGUUUGUCACAUAUAGUCACUACUGUCUGACUUAACCCAAUGAUAUUUCUCACCACUUAUUCCUCUUGAUAGAGCCUUCUGAAAAUAGAAGUGAAGAACUGCACAGUUUUUUCUUGGUCAAUGGCAUUAGCAUUUUAGUGGCAUUAAAAUAGCAAUUUGAUCAUUGCGCCGGUGUAAACUAGCAAGGAGAGUUGCCUGUGUUCCAUGAUGCACCAGGUGUAAGGUAGGGCCCAAAAUGUUUGCUAAAUGUAAUGUACGUUUAGUUCACUUCCAGUAAUGUCUUCUCAUCAAAACUACAGUAUGUGUCACAGUUCCAUCCCCAAACUGGACAUGCAACCUCAAUUUAUGUAAUGAAUUUACUUCAUAUAAACUUGAGUUGAAAUUUUAAUGCUGAACUGAAGGACACAUUGUCUGUGGUGUGGUGACCAUACAUUUUCCAUCAGUUGUAUUAUUUUCUAUAAUUCUAGGUAUUUGCUGCAUAUGCCAGGAAUGACAUGCUCAUUCAGACCCUACAUCUCUCUGUCACAAAGUAUUUCUAAUAAUAAUGCCACAUUUUAACUGGAGGGCAUUCAUCAUAUACUACCUGCAAUUUUUAUUUAACUGUAAUGUUUGUAUAUAAAAUCUAAAUACUGCACAAGCAAACCAUUCCCACAUUUUUGUUGACAAAAGUAAGGAUUUCUUACCUAUGAUGCCCAUGUUUUUCCUGGUUGCUGUAGUGCUAUAAAACAUUAUAUUAAUGAUUUUCAGAUAUAUAUUUUUUUGAACAAUAUUAUGGCUAUGUUUCUGUUUCCCCAGAUGGCCGAUCUGAUACUGGAAUUUAUAGCAGGUUUUUGUGUAUUGAAGUUACCAGUUCAGUCCACUGUUGUGACUAAUUAGUUCAUCCGCUCAGAAUCCUCUCUUGAUUGUUUGUAAUAGAUUGUUCUCAUUAAAUACAUUGUAUGUCCUGUUGUACCAUAUGUAAACAUGCCAUUUAACUAGAGUCCACCACAUUCUUGCAUUUAUGUGAUCCUUACCCUAAUAAAGAUGUUAGAGCACUAUUGAUCUGUUA
Sardina pilchardus (European sardine) is the source of this 3175-nucleotide messenger RNA. It is a transcript of the gene lmcd1, whose product is annotated as LIM and cysteine-rich domains 1. The record is from RefSeq and is a predicted model, not a curated record. Gene Ontology annotation, molecular function: zinc ion binding. The transcript is spliced from 6 exons. Lineage: Eukaryota; Metazoa; Chordata; Actinopteri; Clupeiformes; Clupeidae. The coding region runs from base 267 to 1343 and encodes 358 amino acids.